Molecule: messenger RNA, 1449 nt
Organism: Carassius carassius (crucian carp)
Lineage: Eukaryota; Metazoa; Chordata; Actinopteri; Cypriniformes; Cyprinidae
Exons: 4
Coding region: 453-1394 (313 amino acids)
Source: RefSeq, a predicted model, not a curated record
UUUGGCGAACACAAAAGAAGAUCUUUUGAAGUCAGUGGUUACUAAAAACUGUUUGGUUACCAACGUUCUUCAGAAUAUCUUCGGUGUUCAAAAGAAGAAUGAAACAGGUGAGCAGGUUUGGAACAACGUAAGGCUGAGUAAAUGAUUACAAUUUUCAUUUUGGGUUGAACUGUCCCUUUAAGUUUGGAAUAUUUUAGGUUGUUGGUUAUUAUAAAAGACAACAUGCUUGCAAUGCACUAGCUACAAUGACAUUAUCCACCAGCCAUUUCAAGGUUUUUAAUGUCAUGGGAUGUUGUUGGGAAGCAGUAAUUUUCCAUUGCUACUGCUUGUGUAGUAUAAGAAAACCUGUUGGCUUUUUGCUGGUCAGACGUAUUGAAAAAUACGCAACAAAGAUUAUUCAAUAAACUCUGCGCCUUUUUCAUCAUCAUGAUCUAACACAAUCAAUUGAGGACAUGAAGAUAAAGAGAACACAAGAAAUCAGAGAAAAUAUGAUAAAUGAAGAAGAAGAGAAACUUUGGGACAAAGCAGAGCAUUUUGAAGAAAUAAAAGCGGAUAGAGAAUUGCCAGAAGAGUACUAUCAUGGGCUUGAGGAUCUAACCUGGAAUCUGAGCUCACUGGAGCAGUUACUGUAUAUCAGCCUGCCAGCAUGGAUACAAAGAGCUUUGCUUUGCAACUUAGCGGAGCAUUUUGGCAUCUGGAUAUGUCAUAACAACACCCUGCCGUGUCGUCUCAUAUCCUACACCCUACUGCCAUUCACUUUGCCUGCAACAUCUGUCGUCUCAUUCAUCUAUAGAUUUUUGUGCUGGGUGAAGAAAAUUCCCAGGCUGGCUCUGAAUGCAGGCAGGGAAUUCAAACAGGAAGUAAUCACACAUCUGCGGUUAGUCUUUGCGCACUUGAGAGGACUUUUGCUGAACAGAUUCCUGCUUUUGCAAAUUCAACCUUUGGUCUCCAUUUUUUCAUGGAUUCUUGCACCCUGGUCCUGUUUCCCAUCUCUUCCUUUUACUUUCCUUCCCUAUUUCUCUUUUCCUUUACUUUCUCGUGCUUUGCGUUUCCUGCCACGCAGUCUCUCCACUUCAACCUCAAAGAAGCAGCCGGAGCGCAGGAGCCAGACUCAGCCUCUCUUGUCUAGACGACGAUCUCUCCUCUGCUUCCAGCUCACUGGAUCCAGCAGUUUCUGCAAAAAGACAGAUAGCAUCCUUACAGAUGCAGAGGCACAAUCUUCAGCAUUCCUCUUGCAGCUCAACGUGGAGUUAGAAAUGGACAGCCAUCCUGAACCACUACAGCUUCAGAAGGACGCACUAGACUGUGAGGGAAGUUUAUUACUAAACCCAGAAGUAGAUGAGAAUCUCUCAUCUCCUUUUAUUUCUUACAUGGAUGUAGAAGAGGAAGACUGAACGACAGUGUUAUAAUGCAGUCAAAAGUCUCUACUGUAGAAUAUUUGGGCAAUAU